AUGACGUCAUCGGCUGACGUCAUCGAGUACUCUCGGUACACUUUGGGCGACUUUACCGUUUCUCAACAAGUCACAACGGGAAACUUCAUAAUUUACGUCUUCGAAUUGGCCAUUCUUCUCGUUUCUCUACUCACAAAUGCUGCGUUCUUUGGGAUUCUCUUGACUACGAGGGUUCUUCAUUUGGUGAGAGAACAAAAAUGAGAGAACAAUUUUUAAAAAGGAAAAAAAAAACUAUUUCCGUUCAUUUUCUUCAUAAGUUAGCCAUGGAGCACACAAGCUCUGAAGUCUCAACGUAUUGCACUUUUUUUCCGAGGCGUUUUUUUCGACUAUUUUUUUGGAGUUUUUUUCAAUUUUUUUAUUGAAAUUUUUCUUAAGAGGUGAAAAAGGGCUGAAUCAAAGUUUAAUCACAUAAUUUCUUACUGGAUUCUUACCUAGAUUCUUUUUUCUAUCAAUGAAAAGACAUUUUUUUAAAAAAAGUAAUCGAACAUAAUUUUUCCCACAUAAAAAUUCGCUAUGGAGCGCACAAGUUGAGGUUUUUUUGAGCUCAUUUUUUCAUCAAAAAAUUAGAAAGGCCUCUGAAAUUUUUAAACUGAAAAGAAUUUUAGUUAGGGUUUUGACAGGCUCCGCCCCUUUUUAGAAUUACUGUAGUAGAUAUACAAAAAACACCAAAAAUCAUCUCCGUGAUUCAAAUCGAAUAAAGUGUAUUUUGGAUGAAAGAUAAGGCAAAAUGGAAACUUUUUUUUUCAAAAAAAAAAUUUAAUAUUUUUUAGAACCUUCGAAUUCUUCUACUCAACACCUGUAUCGCCUAUAUUUUCUACAUCUUUUCCCGUUUCAUGAUCGUAAUUCCUUUAUGCGUCGCCCAUCUGUUCGAUACGGAUAUUUCCAGUGAGUUUCUUGAAAUAUUCUAAACCUCUUCUUUUUACACACUCUUUGCCGAUCUUUAAGGAGGGAGAGAUGAAUGAACUAUGGUUCAAAAACAAUGAGUUUGUCACCAUUUGCUGACGUUUCCCGUCGUUCCAAAAUAGGAAAGCCUAGAAGCAAAACACAGUAAUUAGUAGUCUAGGAAACCCUGAAUCGACUAUGAUUUAUGGUUACAAACGAGACGUAUACGUAGUUUAAUGAUACUGGGAAAGUUUUUAGUGGCCAUUAUAGGGUUUCGAAGUUUCAGUGGCCACUAUAGAGGUCUAAGUGCUACUACUAGACAACUAAAAGUUUUAGUGGCCACUUUAGGGGUCAAUGGAUCAAAUAACUGGUCCAAUCUGUUUCGAAAUUAUCAGAGUUACUGGAAGGAAUACUGGAAUGAAAAACUACUGAAGUGGCCACUAAAUAGAGAACCUCUAUAGUGGUCACUAAAAUGUUACCAUUCACGACAGCGUAAUGCUUGAAGUGAGCCUUAAAAAGUUAAUCAAAACGUUCUGAAACGGAGAAAUGAGCUCGUAUAGGAAAAUUGAUGUUCUUCUUUGAAAUUGUAGAGUUUUGAAGUCAAAUGCAGAAAAGGGGUAGAAAAAUGAAGAGUUUCCAAAAUGCAACAAAUAAAUCUCUACUUCAUCCGCCUUGGAAAAGCCUGACCUGUCUGCGCUCUCUCCUCCCUCCUGAAACCGUAAAAAUAGAAGACGAAGGAUGUGGAAACUGUGUGAAUGAAGUCAUUUACUUUUUUUUCUUUCUGUGAAAGUUGAGAAAAAGGGAAACAUUUCGAUUUUUUAUUCAAUUUUUCAAAUUUUUCCGGAAAAGCUAUUAAAAAAAAUGUGCAAAAAGGAAUAUGUUCUGCUUAGGAACUCCAGAGUGGCCCCUGCAGGGGCCCUUGAAGCUUAACCUCCCCCUAUAGGGGCCGGUAAAUCUUGCAAAAGGACCACUGUAGGGGCCACUCCAAGGAACAUCCUAGUCGAUUAUGUUUAUAAACUCUAUCAUAGAGUAGAGCCUCUAUGAAGAAACACUUUCCUGCAAAAAAAUAAGAAAAAUUAAAACACCCCUCUAGGGACCACUUAAGCUUUAGGGGCUUAGGGUUCAGAACUUGAACCCCUAAAAGGACCACUUAAAUGUUACCUUUAUAGGUAGAACUAUGUUUACUCCUGUACUGGGAAAAUUUUUAGUAGCCACUAUAGAGGCGCGCCAAGGACCACUUGGAGAGGACACUAAAGUGGCCACUAAACCCACCACUAUUUUCCGUUUUAGUGGCCACUAUAGUGCUUCUAUGUUUAGUAUCCACUUCAGUAGUUUUUCAUCUAGUAUUUCUUCCAGUGACUCUGAUAAUCUUAAAAAAACAGAUUGGACCAGUUAUGCUGAUCCAUUGACCCCUAAAGUGGCCACUAAUUUGACUACUCUAGUGGUCACUAAAACGUCAAAACCCUAUAGUGGCCACUAAACAUAUUCCCAGUAAGGUCUGCUUAACCUCUAUAGGGGCCACUCUGACGUCCCUAGGCGCGUCAUUGUCCCUGGGCUCCCAGAGAUCGUUUCAAAAAAGCUGUAAUUUUUUUUUAAAGAAGACACUUUCCAGGCAUUUCCUUCUGCUACGUCGGAAAGACGAUUCACGACACGGUGAUGGUCGUGGCGGCCUCGUCGUUCUUGACAAUGAUGAUCGAAAGAGUUUUCGCCACGGCCAAAGUCGCCACCUAUGAGAUUUACAAGAGCUGUAAGAUCAGCGUCCUUCUAUUAGGAUUUCAGGUUGAACUUUCUUUUUUCUCUUGUAAGACUCUAUUUUUCAGUGGCUUUUUGCCAUCGGAAUCACGGUGAUCAACCAGAUCGACGUGGCGAGUCUUCCAUUGAUCUAUCCGAGACUUCCCUGCCAAAUCGAGUACAGUACUGGGAGAGUCGUCGGCGUGGUUGCCCUUCUCACUGUAGUCGCCAAUAUUUUCGCUUUGGUGGUCAGAUUUUCUCAUUCUUAAUCCAAAAAAAGCUGAAAAAUAUGGUCUGUUCAGAUUUUAAAUUUCAACCAGCUAACUCCGCCCCUGCCGAGACGGUACCCUUUCGCGUCGAUGUUUUAUCGCGGCGGACUAAUUUUGAUUUUUUUUUUGAUUUAAAAGAUAGAAAAAGAAGUCAAAAAUGCAGCCUUAUUAAAGGAACAUCGUCAUCUGUAGAUAAAACAUUGACGCGAAAGAUAUUGUAGCCUUGUGGGUGGAGUCAGCUGCUUGACAUUCAAAAUCUACCAUUCAAAAACAGACUAUAUGAGACUUUCGUGAUUUCGUGACACAAAAAAAUUUUUUCAAACAUGGGCCCACAAAAAAAUCCAAUUCUGAAACCGGUUGGGUUUUUGAUCUUAUAAAAAAACUGAAACAGGGGAGAUUUUUGAAAAAAAUCAUGAAUUUCAUUUUGCUAGGUCAAAUUUGAAUGAAGUUUUUCCUAUUAAACUAUUUAUAGAAGAGAUUUUUUUAAAAAAACAUCAUCUUUUUCAUCUUUUUUUCUCAAAUGAGACUAUUAAAAAAACAUAACUUUUUUUGUGAAAAAAACAAAAAACAAAAAAAUAAACAGCCUCUUCAAUUUUUUUAAAUCAAUUUUUUUCGGACAUAAUCUUCAAAAUUUCUAUAAAAAAAUCAUCCACAUGGGUAUUUUUUUGUUACUCAAAAAGUACUUUCAUAUUUUUUUACCCUUCUUCCGACUUUUUAAACAAUAAAACUACCAGUCGCGUUUGAAUAUUUCAAAAUUUCUUGAUCCCCUCAAUUUGUUUCGAAAGUUCUCAAAUUUCUAGUGAAACAAUGUAUUUUUUUAAAACCUCGCGAAGUUCAUUGGUUGAUUCCAUUAAACUCAAAAUUAUAAAAAAGCUGUUACACUUCGAAACUUUGAAAAAAUAGCCGGAAUCAUUAAUAAAAUAAUGACUUGACGUUGAUUUUUGACACUAAAAAUGUAGGACUUCUCCAAUUUUUCUGAAUGAAGAUAUACUUAAAAAUCUGUAAAAUAUUAUCAUUCAUCUGAAUUUCAGGGCCUAAUCUGGGUUUUCAAACUCAACUUCCGAAAGUACUCAAAACGCAACGCCCACGUCUUCCCUCACCUCACGGAGCGAUAUCAGGUUCGCCUAUUUCUGAUUACUUUUUCAAAAAAACUUCAUAACACACCGAAAAUAUCAAAAAUUUUGUUAAUCCUUUGGCUACAAAAUCUUUGAGAAAAAAAAAUCUUGCAUAUCAAAAAUAAGAUUUCAGGUCUCAGAAAACGUGAGAUCGACACGAAUGUUAGCUCCAAUGCUAAUCACGGUCUUCACUUUUUCAAUUAUUGGCUCUGUAUUGCUCAUUCUAACCGCCUAUUCCGUGAUGGCGUUGCGAGACCCGAACGACAGGAAAAGAGCCGAGGAAAUCGCGAAUUUCAUCGGACGAGGUUCCAAUUUACACAUUUUAUUUUAAGUAGGGGGCGCAAAGCCCCGCCCCUUCACGCCACCAAAAUGACGAUUUUUUUGUUGCAAAAACGGUUUUGAGGCGUUUAUACUAGCUAAAAUCCCACUUUAAAAAUGAACUGUUUCUGUUAAGCUGUGUAAUCGACAACGCUCUACAAGACUGAAUAUUUUUAAAACUAUGUAUUUUUUUCAAAAAAAUAAGCGAAAAAAAGUAAGAUUUAACACGAAAAAAACUGACAAGUUUCACAAAAAUCGUCGCGUUUCAGAAAAACCAAGUGAGGAACGCUUCUAAAUUUUUAGUAUGUUAUACAUUAACACUUUCUUUAUUUUUUUGAGUGAAAAUGAAAAAAAUCUACCGACGCGAAAAAAAUAUUAAAAGCUUGUAAAGUGACACCAAACUUUGAAGCUGAAAUGCGAAAAAAAUUUCAGCGACAUGGUAUACUUUUUUUAUUUGAUUUAAAAAAACUAACAGUGUGUCCAAGAAUAAAAAAAUUCAAAAAUGAAAAAUAAUUAUUGGGACAGCGAAUCAAAUUAUAUUUGAGUUUUACCAAAACCUCCUUUUUUUCGCCUGCCUCGUUGACGCAUGAGAGAAUAGGAUCGCGUCUAUAUUUUUUUGAUUAUGUUAUUAAGCGUUCAAAACUCUAUCAAUGAAAAAAUUAUGAAAAAAAUCGAUCGACGCGAAAAAAAUAACGGCUUUGAAAACCUCGAAAAAAUGGCAAUUUUUUUUGAAAUUUCGGAAGAUUUCGUGCAAGUGUCCGUAGCAGUGUUUGCGUCAAACACACCGAUGCGCCAUUUUAAAUGUUGCAGGAGCCGUUUUUCGAAGUCAAAUUGCACUUUUUCCUGUUUUAUUUCGAAAUAACAUUAUUUUUUUCAUUUUUUUCUUUUUUUCCAAAUCGAAUGAUAAUAAUUUUUUUUCUGAGUAGAAAAAAAGAAAAAAAUAAGCUGAAAAAAAUCCCUUUGACCUUUUUCUAGGUAGUUUUUUUUGAUAUUUUAUCAAAAAAAUUCUUAUGAGGAUUGUACAAAAGAUUCAUACCAAAACAUGAAGCUCAGUCCGGACAACCUCUCAGAACAGAAAACCGAUUUAAAAAAACGGUCCAGAAACGCGCAAAAAAACAUUUAAAAAGAAAGCGUGCGGCAGCGGGUAAACCGUGAGAUUUUUGCCUCCAGUUGUACGCCGCGCGCCUCGUUUUUUUGGCCAUAACUUUUUUUCUUAGUGAACCUUUUUUUCAAAAAAACUAAUCGGAUUAUGAAAAUGGACAGUCUCCUCUAUCGAACAAUGUGAAAAAAACAUAUUUUUUUGAAUCAUUCUGAAGAAAUGGCUUGCGGACCCUAUAAAGCUUGCAGCUGUAAAGUUAUAAAUGCUCUGUCUGGGGUGCGAAAAAGUUAUGACGAGAAAAACUAAAGGAUAUUUAGUCUUUGAGGGUUUAAAUGAAACAUUUUUGGAAUGUUGUUUGGUCAGAAACAUUUUUUGAGUUAUUAAAGGAGCAUGGAGGGAUUUUAUAAUGAUCUCGGGGCGAAAAUAUGCUUUCAAAAUUAUAUUCAUGAAAACUCUUUGCGUUUUUACAGAUCUUUUUUUUUCUAAAAAGAUUUUGAAAAAUGUUUUCUUGUCUAAUCUUUCAAAAAUGGAAAUUUGAUUUUCCACAUCAUUUUUCUGUUUCCAGAGUUCAAUAUAAACCGGCAAGUUAUCCAAAAGUAGUUGAUUCAUUUGGCCUCAUGUUAAAGUAAUUUCCGCGAAACAAAAAAUGAUCUCUGACUCUCUAAAAUUUAUUUAUCUUUUCCUUUCUCUGACGGUUGUUUUGGAUUUUGCGGAAUCACUUUCAACACAGCAUAAAAUAUCUUUAUUAUCAUCGGGAAGCUCAGAAUGAUGAAAAAAAAAUUGAUUAUAAAUUAGUUACGAAACGAAUUCAGGAGGCGAAAUGAUGCAAGCUCAAGACAUUAGCUGCGCCAUUUCGACUUUGGCCUUCAGCGUCGCUUUACGGUUUCACCCAACCCUAUACAAAAACUUCAAGUCUAUUUUCUGUGGAGAACCGAAAAGGGUAAGAUUUUAAUGAUCCAUUUUAUUCGGCUUGAUACUGCGGGUUUUUCCGUUUUUAUAUGCGAAGCGGUUGCGACGCGUUUUGGCGCCAAUUCAAAAACAUCGCAUCAGUCCAUUUUUACGGAAUUUAUCUUCAUUAAUCUAAUAUUUAAUGCCAAAUUAUCUUCUUUGGAAACUAUUUAAUAUCAAUAAUUGAUUUACUCAAUAGGUAUCCUGAAAAAAAAAAGUCAAAAUAUGAGAAAUUUUCCGAAUUUUCGGCAAAACAAAAAAACCCAAGUGGUCACUCUAGUGGAGUAUGAUAGUGGUUCCUGUGUCUCUGAAAAAAAAGAAAGAAAACCCCUAUAAGAGCCACUUGAGCAUUAGAUAAGGAGUCAGCCGUUAAACCCCUAUAGGGACCACCUAAAUUUUGACCCCUUAAGCGGGCACUUUUUGUUCUUAGAAGUUUAGUUAUGGAGAAGAAAUCGCUGUAGGUCUGUCUUAUAUGUCGUUUUAUUUUUCAAAUAUUAAAAAAAUACUUAAGAGGCUACUUGAGCUUUAAAAGCAUAGGAGUCAAACGCUUAACCCCCUUGGGGGCUUUCUAGCCCCUUUAGGGGCCACUCUGACGUUCCUAAAAAGCGCAUUACGGAUGAACUGCAAAAGCCACAGUUUCAAGCCGAAAAAAAGAACUAAAAAAAGAUUCAAAUCGAAUUUUUUUCAGAAACCCCAGAAUCUUCUACGACGUCUUGACGGCUCCUUGAUGCCCAUGACUUAUAAUGUGAGAUUUGAAAAAAAGGUAUAUUUUUACUGAAUUUUAUUUUUCAGCACCAGUUUGAGAAGCACUUUACCGACCUGCGGAAAAUGUGGAAGAGCUAA
Messenger RNA from Caenorhabditis auriculariae, 7205 nucleotides. The record is from the annotation of a GenBank genome assembly. NCBI's taxonomy places the organism in Eukaryota, Metazoa, Nematoda, Chromadorea, Rhabditida, Rhabditidae.